CGGGGUCCGUGUCAUAAACCUGGGACACCAGACCUGUGCCAGAGGUGCUUCGUCUCGUCUCUGUUAAUGUGGUGAGAUAGGAUUCCGCACAGAGGGGAGGGGCUCGUCCAUAACAUCAGCGGAAUAGCCACGUGUACAGGAUUAACAACAUCCAUCGCAACAAGCUGAGCAAUACUGUCUGUUUGCAUGCCAUGCAUAGCAGCUAGGGCAGAGCUCCGAUCAAGCACAGCAGUACCUGCCUACGCGCCUGCGCCAUUGAGGACGCGUUAAACAGGAGGUGGCAGCACACAGCAACUACUGCUUUGACUCAUCUGCAAAAACAGCUUUACCAGGCAGUACACAGUAAUCAAAAUAUAGUUGAGGAUCUCCUCCGUGCAGCAGAGCAACAAUGAUCUUAGGAAAAGCACUGCUUAUCCGGCUGGGCUCAGUCUACCUGGCCCUGCUGUUAAUCUUUCUGAUGAUGGAUGUCAAUGCAAGGCCAGCCAAUAUGUCAGCUCAUAAAGACAAAUCCCCGAACAGCAAGGAGGAGAACGAGAUCCUGCCUCCGGACCACUUGAAUGGGUUGAAGAUGGAGAUGGACGGUCACCUGAAUAAAGAUUUCCACCAGGAAGUCUUUCUGGGUAAAGACUUGGAGGAAUUUGAAGAAGAUUCAGAGCCCAGGAAAAACAGGAAGAAACUGAAAGACAUUUUCUCCAAGGUGGAUAUCAAUAAGGAUAAGAGUGUCAGUGCCAAGGAGAUGCAGCGAUGGAUCAUGGAGAAGACUGAGGAGCAUUUCCAGGAGGCGGUGAAGGAGAACAAACUGAACUUUAGAGCUGUUGACCCUGAUGGUGAUGGCCAUGUUGCUUGGGAUGAAUAUCGAAUCAAGUUUUUGGCGAGCAAAGGAUUCAACGAGAAGGAGGUUGUGGAAAAGAUAAAAAACAACGAAGAGCUGAAAAUUGAUGAAGAAACCCAGGAGGUUCUGGAGAACCUGAAGGACCGCUGGUUUCAGGCAGAUAAUCCCCCUGCUGACCAGCUGCUGAAUGAGGAGGAGUUCCUGUCGUUCCUGCAUCCCGAGCACAGCCGCGGCAUGCUGAAGUUCAUGGUGAAAGAGAUUGUCCGGGACUUGGAUCAAGAUGGAGACAAAAAAUUGACCCUUUCAGAGUUCAUUUCACUGCCUGUGGGCACAGUGGAGAACCAGCAGGCCCAGGAUAUUGAUGAUGACUGGGUCCGGGAGAGGAGGAAGGAAUUUCAGGAAGUCAUUGAUGCUAACCAUGAUGGGAUUGUCACGGAGGAGGAAUUGGAGGAAUACAUGGACCCGAUGAAUGAAUACAAUGCCCUGAACGAAGCAAAGCAAAUGAUUGCAGUGGCUGAUGAGAAUCAAAACCAUAACCUGGAGCUGGAGGAGAUCCUGAAAUACAGUGAAUACUUCACUGGGAGCAAGCUGAUGGACUACGCUCGCAAUGUGCACGAGGAGUUCUAACAUCGCACUCAUUGCUGCCAUUGCCAAGCACUAUCUAGCUUGUUUUUGUUAAGGCUUAUAUUGAACAUUUAAUUGCUGCUGCUGCUGCUGCUGCUGUGUGCUCGUGUGUAAACUACAGAAUACAUGCCCCUACACAGAUUACUUCUUAAUCUCGUCACAGUGGAGCAACAAGACGUGUGGCUAAAUCAGAUGUUUGACAGAGUAAAUCAACAGGUUCCAUUUGUUUCUUUAAACAGUAUUUAAACAUCAAGUAGGUUUGAGGCUUUAUAAGGUAAUUCAGAAAGAUUCAGAAAUACUAAAAGAAACUUAAUAAAACCAGUGACAGGUGUUUCAGUUAGAAGUCUUUGUCAUUUAAUGCAUUUAUUUUUGUGUUUCUGUAUCUAGUGCUAUUGAGUGUUUAAUGGUCAUGGAUAAUUGGGGAAUGAAGCUCUAGUUUACGAAACCCCUGGAUGAUACGAUCUUGGUUUCAAAGCUGUUCAGAAGCCAUCGAGGGAGGAGGGGGGCCUUGUUUUUAUUGGUAUUUUACAUAAAUUGAAUGGCAAACAUUUCAAAAACAUUAAUGAUUUAAAAACAAAAAAAACAAAGAGUUAAAUAAGGGUUAUUCUCAUUUUAAUGGCAAAUGUCUUUUAAUAUCUUAUUUAAAAGGUGUAGUGCCCCACGUGGUUUUAAAAAUAUAUAUAUUUUUACAGGUUCUGAGAGAAUCCGCUUUUGCUUCACUGCAACAAAUACCAUCUUGAAUUUGUAUUGAUAAUUGGUUUCAUCAGUGUACACUAGAUGGCAUACCUGUUUGAUGUGUUAAGUGCUGAAGGUGUGAAGAAAGUAUUUGAAUGCAGUCUAUUCUUAAAAACUCAGGGGAUUCGCAGUAAGGGGCGACUGAACAGUUUUAUUAUGUUGAAUAAAAACGUCCAUUUCUGUUAACAGCCUCUAAUAGCACACACGUGUAUGAAAUUAGCAACUGCAGUGGUGUACAGGUCAUUAACCACUAUAUUUAAACCACUGACUGGAUUUCAUUUCUGCAAUUGACUACAUAAGGUUUUAAAGGAGAAGUUGCCAACAUUUUCUUUUACCGUUUGCUCUGAAGUUAUUUAAGGAUCCCACUCGACUGGGUUUCUGGUAAAAGGAUCCUAUCUUAAACAAACCCUGUCACUUUCAGUCUUUGUUGCUGCUGCACUAUUACUAGGGUUUAGGCUUUUCAGUUUAAUGUGAACCACACAUGAAGAUGAAUGAUUUAUCAGCAAAGAGUAAAUGUAUAUUUUAUAUUCAAUAAAAACUGGAAUAAGACAGUGCACAGUUAAACAAGUUAGAUAUAUUUGGUUUAGUCUGACAGUCUAAUUGGUACUGUCACAUAUCUUGCUAAAAAAUAAAGUGCUUUCAAUGCAACAAUUUUUCAAUUACUACAGGAACAUGCUUUCAUACAUUAGAACAUCAAACACGUUGCUAUCUAUUCUAAUACUGCACUUUUGUAAGGUGGGGGUUGUUAAAAAGCUAAACAUGUAUGCUUUUGUUUCACGUGCUACAGCAAUCUUUGGGUUACUUUGAUUACCUUCUGUAUUCUAGGAUAUUGAUUUUGUCAAGGAAUAGCUACACACUGCAACUCAAUCAAUGCCAUUCCAUUGAUUUUUAAUAGUAAAAUAUUGUAGCGCUGGGGCUCUGUUCUAUAAUCCUCUAGAAUUGCUGUCAACUAGGUCUUUGUGUUGUCACUCCAGUAGCUGUGAGUUUGUAUGAAGCAUACAAUGUGGGUAGGAUCCCUCCACUGGCUGAGAGUGUAUGAAGCAUAGGGUGGGUAGGAUCCCUCCACUGGUUAUGAAUGUGUUUGCAUACGGUUUGGGUAGGAUCUUUCCACUGGGUAUGAGUGUAUGAAGCAUACAGUGUGGGUGUGGGUAGGAUCCUUUUAUCUGUAACACAGUAAGUUGGAUAAAGUGGUGGAAUAUCCUUAAAAAAUAAAUAAAACAAAUGACCUUCAUAAACCAUGAAGGGGCUUUUGUGACUAUCUGCUUAGAAAAAGGGGGACAAUGCGUCUCUAAAAUCUUGUUAGCCUCAAGUGCAGUGCUGACUGCAGUCAAAUAUGUACAUUUGCAAAAUCUUUACAUGUAAUAUAUGGUUUGGAUGAGAUGUUCAGCAUAUACAAUAAACAACAUUAUUACUGCUGUCUUGCAAA
Molecule: messenger RNA, 3617 nt
Organism: Polyodon spathula (Mississippi paddlefish)
Lineage: Eukaryota; Metazoa; Chordata; Actinopteri; Acipenseriformes; Polyodontidae
Product: 45 kDa calcium-binding protein
Exons: 8
Coding region: 389-1459 (356 amino acids)
Biological process (GO): calcium-ion regulated exocytosis
Cellular component (GO): endoplasmic reticulum
Molecular function (GO): calcium ion binding
Source: RefSeq, a predicted model, not a curated record